GUUUACCCUACGCGCUUGUUUAGUGAUCUUAGAGCGAUAUUUCGAUAUUAAUCCCCGGUGGGAGGAGAGCGACGAUCAGCCAAGAUGCCGCGGUGCUACAUGGUAAAGAAGGCCUUGUGCAACAAGUACAUAACCAGCGUUGCCAGAGGAUUCGAGAGCUGGGGCCGCGGAAGGAGCACGCCAUCGCCAACCACCAUGCAGCUGCCCGUCUCGCCCGUAGAGGGGUGCGUUGCACCCCCUGUUGCGCAAGCAGAAUGUCGCAACACGCAAUCAAAAGACACAACGGCCGUCGCGACUUCCGCCGUGGCCGAUGCAGCCCACCCCUCGAAGGAACAACCGAGCGACGCGAACACGUUGCCUGCUGUCAUCGUCGCGACAACGGCGACGAUGAGCGCACCGUCGUCGUCCGUCAUCACGAUGACACCCGCGACCGACUACUCGAUGACGACGCGAAUGGAGACGACCGUUGUGAUCGCGUGCACCACCACGACGUCUCUGACGACUCUGUCUCCGCCAGAAACGAUCGUCUCUCCCGUCGAGGAGGCUACAACGACGACGACGACGACGACGACGACGACGGUGACGUCUUUACCUCCGUCGGGCGUGCGAACGACUCCCGAGAGACUCGAGGAGGCCACGUCGGCGUCUAUCGUGUCGCUACACCAUUCACCAUCCACCGGAGAACCGUCUCCGCCGUCCAGCACGUCGACGUCCUAUCACCUGGAGGAUCCUCCGGAGCAUUCGAGAUCAUCCGAUUCUAGGAUACGAUUGGUUACCACGUCCUGCGGCAUGCCCAUGUCGUCCAUGUUUAAAGAUCGCUCCGCGGCGGAGACGGAGGCGGCGCACGAUCUUCUAGAGCUCUCCCGAUCGCUACCCCCGUUGCCACCGCCGAGCGUCGCGAUCGGUCCUCAAAACGUGAUCGAAACGCCGGCGACUGACGUUCAGGAGAUGACGGUCUACCAACCGGCCGAGCAACCGAUUUAUCAAGUCAACACGAUCGACUUGGCCAACUCGACCAUCUACGGCCAUCAGCAGCAACAGCAGCAGCAAUCCGCGGCCGCCGGGAUCAUUUACGAGUCCAGCGCGACCAUCGUGCCAUCCUCGGGUAGCGUUUUUAUACCUUUGUCACCGGUACAGGAAAUCCUGCUGACGUACAGCACAUCCACCAUACCGUGCACGUCAAUCGUCGCUCAACAGCCGCAGCAUCAGCCGCCGCCGCAGCAUCAGCAGCAACAGCAAUUACAGCUUCAGGAACAACCGUUGCAGCAGCAGCAACAGAUCGAAACGACGCCGCCGCUGACCCCACCGACUUCCGAAUGCAGCAGCGAUAUCGAAAACAGUAAUCCGAACUCGCAACCGACGCAGAGGGACAAAGAGGUGCAAACCAUCACGGAGCAGGCGGAGGGAGUGAAACCGGCCAGUUAUACGUACGACACGUUGCUCGUCUCGGAUGGCAGGUCGAAGAACAAGAAGAUGCCCGCCGUGCAGAAGAACCAGGAAACCGAACCGAUCGAGGCGCCCGAGACCUCCAAGACCGGUCGUUACGUGUGCUGCGAGUGUGGCAAGCAAUACGCGACCUCGUCGAAUCUGUCGCGGCACAAACAGACGCACCGCAGCAUCGACUCGCAAUCGGCCAAGAAGUGCAUCCACUGCGGCAAGGCGUACGUCAGCAUGCCCGCCCUGGCGAUGCACGUACUCACGCACAAGCUCACGCACAGCUGCGGCGUAUGCGGCAAGAUGUUCUCGCGGCCCUGGCUGCUGCAGGGUCAUCUGCGCAGCCACACCGGCGAGAAACCGUACGGAUGCGCCCACUGCGGCAAGGCGUUCGCCGAUCGCUCGAAUCUGCGGGCGCACAUGCAGACGCACUCGGCGGACAAGAACUACGAGUGUCCCAAGUGCCACAAGUCCUUCGCCCUCAAGUCGUACUUGAACAAACACCUGGAGUCGGCGUGCCAGCGCGAUAGCGACGAGAGCAACAACGACGUCGACGCGCCGUCAUAGGCUGUGCCGGGACGUAGAGCGAUCAGGUAGGUAGGUGGGUGUCUCAUUUACGGCGGCACGCUAGCUGAGUUCUCCUUUCCUUUCGAAGAUUGACAGAGAUCGAUUUCCGUGACGAAGAUCUAUCGUUUUCUGCCGAACGACAGUUCGCUUACGCCGGACGAUUGCUUCGCUUAAUUGCAUUCGCGACACAGUCUAAUAUUGUACAAUAGCGGCGGGGAGGGGAGAGGGGUUAAACCUGCUGACAUAUCACCCACGAUCGAUCACGACUAUUCUCACAUUUGGACCUAACAGCGCGCCCGAAAUAAAGCGCGCCGUGCUAACCGAUCAAUCCGCAAUUUGCAGCCGGUCGUGCACGACGUAAACAGAAGAUUGCAGCGCCGUCAUCACGUUGACUGGUAAAAAUAACAAAAAAAAUAAAAAAGAAGUAGUUUACUGCAUAGACAGUGCUUUUGCUCAUGGACCAAGAGGAAUAAAAAAAGGACGGAAGACGAACGAACGCACGGGAAGCCGCUACCUCUCAUCGCCAUGCGGAUGCGAUGGUUUCGAUUGGUUUCGAUUGUUUCGUACGGAAUUCGAGUUGAUCCGGGUCUAUCGUUGCGCUCGAUUGCGCCAGCAAGUCCUCACGCCGAAAAAAACUCGCGUUUGCGAAAUCAACUCAAAGUUAUUAUUAAUUCAACAUCAAUUUUAUGGCAUAUUGUCGCGUUUUGGAUCCUGUUGUCCCGGAUUUACCGUAAGAGCUCUGUUCGCUACUAGUCCAGGUCGAAUUGGAUCGGGGAGCUCGGUAAGCCAAGCGCGGUAAGAGAGAGAGAGAGGGAGGGGGGAGGAAGAGCUUCCAAUUAGUCGAUAAGAUUUUGCUUGAAAUUGCAGAAUGGGCUAAUGAUGACUUGCCGCCGUUGUCGAAUAGGAGCCUCGGCUCUUUUGUGCCUCAUAGACGACGAUCAGACGUCGAAUCACCGGUAACAUCCAAUUUCAACGGGUAUCUCUCGGUAAGCGCAAAGUGAUUCGAUUUACUCGCCGGCUUAAACGUCGCGAGUGGGCGGACGGGCGAAAAUCUCGGCUGCGCGGGAACGAGAAGGUAAUUGACAUAUCGGCGUCUUCGGAUCUCGCGCUCGUCUCUUCCUCUCUCGCGAGAAGAGGAGUUUCUCUGAAUAUUUCACCGCGCCACUUCUUUUGCUUCCCGGCACAUAUUCUUCGGGCUAUUCUCAGAAUCGUUUCUCCGAUUUUUCUCACCUCGAGACGCCAUGUGGAGAGGAGAGCCUCACAAAUUGCCACACGGACUCCGACAAGCGAGUAUCAUUACGAGUACGAGUAACGAGAAUCGAAAAGCUACACGGCGGUGCUACGUGAAAAUAAUGAUACAAAUGCGAGAUGAACGGAGACAUCUGAAAUUUGACUGUAUACGGUUUUGCUGAAGCUCUAAACAUUUUAGUUGGAUGCAGAUCUGAAAAUAAUUUUAUUAGACCAUCAAAAUAAUUAAUGGCUAGGUACUCGAGCAUGAACGAUGCGUAGAGAAAAAAAUGAAUCAACAGUCUAAUUGGAAAUAUCUUGUUAAUUCAAUAACAACAUUAAUGAAACAAAAAGAUAAAAAAUAAAGAUAAUAAUAAAUAUGUUGAAUGGAUAAGAUUUAGUUGAAUCAAUUGCACGUAUUGUUGACAGCUCCGUAAUUCGACGUUUAAUUGAAUCAAACUACGUUUUUAAUUUCACAUUACAGCAUUUUUUACAGCACGAAAGAGGUUUCUAUAUUUUAGGGAUCAGCUUGAGCGUUCUACAUACUUAUUUCGAUAAGCCAACGAGAUUAUUUUCAAAUCUGCAUCUAGCUAAAUUUUCAGACACUUCAGCAAAACUAAUCUUGCCGUGUGUUUUCGACAAAAUUCCAAAAGUAUUAAGUGAUCGCGACUGCGUCAGACUCGAGUACCUUCGUGCUGCGUAUCGCGUUGUCGAUUUGUUGACGAAUCAACGUGAUGCGUGCGUUUACAAAAUUUGAAAUUCUAUUGGCCAAGAGAGCACUCAACAUUCCUCUUUUUAAAAUUAUUAUUAUUAUUUUUUUUUUCUACCAUACCAUUUUUAUUCACUGUUGGAUGAUUUCGUCAACGUCGCAGUUUGCUCCAACUAGACCCUGAUUCAGGCGACUCUUUACCUUUCUUUCUUUAACAUCGAAGCCGGUACGGACGAAGAACCAAUUAAAUUGAAGUCAAACUCGAUGAAACUGGCCGUUUAGUUUUUCAUCGUCGAGGAACGAUAAAGUUUUUCGAUAAAGUUUCAUACAAAAUGCACCGCUUCAAUUUCUCAAUAAAACUCCGUACUCGCUCCUCCUUUAAAAAGGAGAACCGUUUCUCCGGCAAGACAUUAGCAUAUAUGCGUCGACAUGUGCCCGCACGCUCUCGACCGUUGAGAUCUUUUUAGCGCACAGAGAAACUCCUCUUCCACCGGUGAGAAGAUCUGUAUUUUGAUUCGCUAGUCAUUUUAGGUAAGUCUGCCGUGAAGAUACUUCGACAUAAAGUGAUAUCAAUAUUUCAAUAUGUUUGGGCGUCUUCUUGUCGAAGAUCGAUACGAUAACAUCGCAGAUGCAUCUCACUUCGUGAAUUCGUAAAAACGACGAAUCGAGACGCUCGCGGAAUGAGCAAGCGAUAAAGUCGAUCGUAGACGAAGUAGUGCAAUACCUUUCUCCUACGUAGCUUAUAAGAGCUCACUUUUUUCAUUCAGUCUUGCUCGACGAUAUAGGUUCGCUCGUUGCUCUCUUCCGAGGAAGGAAGGCCCUUAAAAAAAAAAAAUAAUAAUAUAUCUCUGUUAAUGUGAUCGGAAGAACGGUCUCUCGAAGCAUAAUUGGAAUUCGAAACGAAUGAUACACGUGCGUAUAAAUUUUUGGAAAGUUGAAUCGCCGAUUUAUAUUUUAAUUUAAGGGCGCAGCCCGAUAUAACUCUCUGCGCCGCGGAGCGAGCAUUCUCUCGUGCAUUUAAAUUUGCUCUCGCGCGAUUUUCGCCAGGAUCCUUAGCGUAACGCACGCGGAUGCUUGCGGAAAGUUUUCAUCAACAUUUCACGUAAACUGGGCCACCUGUUGAAUGCAGAAAUGACCAUUCGGUGGCAAAAGGGUCGGUCGUACUGCUCCCCUGAAUUAUGGAACACAUCAUUUCCUCGGUUGUUAAAAGCGCGAACAAGAUCGCGCGGUCAAUUGCAGCGUUUCAUCGAAAUUUAUCAAUGCUUUUUUCCCGGGGCUGCGAAAAUCGCGGCGAGAACGCGAGAGCGCGAGGUGUAUCGCGAUCUCUUUUAACUGGCAGAGACGUCUACAUCGUUUACAAUCGUUCCUAAUAGAGAUUCGGUUAUUUCUAAGGCAUUUAUUAAUUAUUUUAUUUUGAUUUUUUUUUUUUUAAUAUUUAAAUUGUGAUAAAGUUGUGAGAUUAUUUUCUAAAUGAGAUCUUUCCUCGCACGUUUGCGUUGUUAUCAAAGUUCCUAGAGGCUUUACGCAAAUUUAAGCUUUAACAUUUUUAGAUUUUAAUUUUUUUAAUGUUGCGUUAUGUACAUAUGUAUAUAUAUAUAUUAUUUACGCGCGUAGAACUUAAGAAAUCGAGUCGGAAUUACGGAAAUUGCUGUUUAAUUUAUUGUUGUUAAUUUAUUUUAUUUCGUAAUUCGAUUCGUUUUAACGAAUACUAGUCAUACGACGUCGAUUGCGGGAAGAAAAGACAAAUCCUCUCUUCCCUCUUUCAAAGCAUUAUAAUAAAACGUCUCAUGUAACGAGUGUACAUGUAGCGUGACAUACUAAAACUGAAUAUAUCGAGGGAGAUAAUACCAUUGCUUGGGAGGUAUUUUCGCGUGAAAGCUUCGAGCAAGAAGAAUGAAAAAAGUGAAUCGCACGCGAGUGCAUUUUAUAGAACGGUGUGCAAUCCACAACGUCAUACCAAAGAUAUGACCAAAAAAAGAAAAGGAGGAAAAAGGGAGCGGCAGAGAGUGAGAGAGAGAGAGAGAGAAAGAGAGGAGAGCAGGAGGGUGGAAUUAAGGGGAGAAGAAAAAGUACUUACGAUCUAGUCAACAAGUUGCGCUUGAAUUACAUCCUUUUUAUCUUAGUUGCCUAAGGCAGCCGCAUGUAUAAGUGAAGGGAAACCGACGCUUAUUCUUUCUCGUCGUAUAUUUUAUCUUACUUUCUUUCCCUCCCCUGCGCCGUCUAAAGCGUUUCUAAUAUAACUUAGAGAUAUUUUGGUACGGGAAACUUUAGCGACCGUGUGAGUGUGUGCGUGUGUGUAUGUGUGUGCGUGCGUGUGCGUGCGUGUGCGUGCGCGCGCGUGUGUAUGUGUGGGUGUGUGUGUGCGUGUUGUGUGUGUAAGACAUUAGCGGAGCGCGGAUCAAUUGUAUUUAAUUAAUUGAACGUAAUACGCGGUACACUUAUCGUUAACAGGAUUAACGCCCGGUUAAACGUGAGAGAGAGAGAGAGAGAGAGAAAGAGAGCUUUAGUGAUUUUUAGUUUAGUACAAACGUAUCAACACCAACGAGAGUAAUGCAUAUAGACAUCUCUCGAUCGCUGCUUUUCAGUAACGCUGCUGCCGUAAAAUUGCGGCGAUAAAAUAAAACGGGAGGAGAGCGGCCGCGUUUUUUUCCGGAAGUCUCCUGCUAACGACUCAUUUUCUCUUCCUCUCGGGAACGCAACGGCGCGGCGCGGUGCGGCGCGACGGCGGGCAGAUAACGCGUCGAGGCGCGCAUUGAAAUGUAAAAAUAAGAUAUGAGAGGCGCGGAAUAAAAUGCAACGUUACCAAUGCAAUAAAAUAAUAACCGCGAGAGGCGCUAACGAAAUUGGGACGCGGAAUGUGAAAGCAUGAAAUAACCCGAGAGCUGAAAAACGUAAAAUGAAUAUUCCCCCCCCCUCUGUUUUUAUAUAUAUAUAUGCAUUUACAUGUAUAUAUUAAAAAGCAGAUUGCGCAUCGACGCGACGCGCGUUAUCGUUUAUCGCGAGCUAAAUACACGUCCACGCGAGAGCUGAAACGAUUUCGCGAGAGUUAAAAGAGUAAAUCUCCGCAAAACGGGGAUUCAACCUACAUUUUUGCCCCGGACUCCUUUUAACGCUCGUAUUUUGUUUUUUACAUUUCGUGCCUCGUCGACCCUCCGUACGAAAAAUCGUCUCGCAAGAAGAAAGUAGAUCUUUAAUCCAUACGGGAAAAAAAAAAUCACGAAACACGCACGUAGUUCUGCAGCUCGGCCACGUUUUUUCGUAAUAUUUGAGAAUUAACUGUAGGCACUCGUCUCUUAUACUGUAUUACAAAAUACUCGACAGUCAAUCGAAUCUAUAAUUAAUAGUGUAAACGGUAGUCAAUAAUAGAGGAGAGAAGUGGUAUUACGAAGGAUGUGCACACAUGGUCCACGACCGCCCUGGUUGGGUCCCAAGCGAGUUCCGUCGAGGAUAUACGUGAACGUCGCGACGUAGUUUACAGUAGUUUUAGUAUCGCGAGAGCAAGAAAGGGCGACAAGAAACGGAACGAUGCUUCGCGGCACGAUUUCGCGCGCCUUGCGUAUAAUAAAAUGGUUUUUCCAACUUGAAACUUGCCGAUGCAACAAAGUACGGCCAGCGUGCUCGUGCAUCUCCGCUCUCGUUGUCGGCAAUCUCUCGUUUACGCGCUAAACUCUUCUUGAAAUCUAUAUCUAUUUACACUCUAAAUCGCAUCGUUCGUUUUACGUUAUUUUCGUAAAACUGACCCAGUAAACGCCAAGUUACAGUUACAUAAAUGUUAAGUGUAAGUUUCCAAUGUAACCUUUACGUAACACUCUCAUUACAUUGUUGAAUGGGAAAUUACCAAGUAACAUUUUAUGUAACUUUAUGUAACUUUGUGUUUGCUGGGGAAAUUAGUAAAAUUGAAUUGAAGUAAAUAAAUCAUUUCUCUUCACUUCUGCUCGAGAAAUUUUCCUUUUUUUUUUUUUCGCUUUGAUCCUGGCAACCAAGGCGUUCGCGAAAUCUUGCCGCGAAUUUGGCGCAAUUAGCGCACUCAACGAGAGUUACUCAACAGGGGCGAGAAGAAGGCGCACCCUGUUGUAACGAGGGGGCGAGCGAAUUGUCAAGAGAGUGAGAUCGCAGGCCACAGAACUGAUACACGUAAGCGCGAGAUAAAUGCGGGCAGUCGUUACUAUUUUUUGUAAUAUGCAAAUGAUUUUGAAGCCAGGCCCCAGGACGAUCAUGCCUCGUACGUUUCUCAGUCCGGGGAGGUAGUUCCUUGUCCGAAUCGCGUAUGUCGGACUUGGAACCGAGCGAAACCGACGGUGACUUCGCAAUCCGGCGCAUUCGUCUUGGCACAUUUCCGUUUUACGGAGGAAACGGAUGUGGCAUCUCUUCCAAACGAAUUAAUCCUUAUUCGAGCAACCGAACAAUUGUCAAAAAGCGGAAAGUCGCGCAUAUUAGAAGUAUUAUGCAAAAUUUAAAGAAAGCUUAUUUUAUAUAUAAUUAAAGUAAAACGUAUUAUUAAUUAUACAUAUAUAUAUAUAUACAUUAAUUAAUAUUUCGUAUGUCUAUAAAUGUAUGUGUUUUUAUACAACCGAAGAUCGCGCGGAGUUUCAUAAAGUCGAACAUUUAGUCGAACUUGGAAAACAAGUACGUUUCGUGAAUUGUGUAGCAGGCGUUGUGAACCGAUCGCCCAGUUUUAAUUGCGAAGGGAUACAUGCGUUCAUUUUGUUUUUCUCGAUCUUGCCGUUAACAUUGAACGAACAAUCGUGUUUGUAUUGAUCCUAUCUCUUUGUUCUUCGAAACUUUUUCGUGACGAUUGGGCGAUUGGAGUCAAACGACUGGAAAGGAGGGUGCACCCAAUAGGAAAACUGCAAGUAAACAAUAAUAAUUGAGGAAGGAAACUGAAUGGACGCGCAUUAAUAUAAAGACUCCCAAUUAAAGAGGACCAAGUUGCUAAACCGUUUCUAUGCCGCGCACGCGGCGGAUUUAACAGUCGUAGUAUAAUAUCGUUUUCGAGGUGAUAAGAAUCGUCAAUAUAAGCGAUAGAGCGAAUAACUCACUCAACCAAUUGAAUGUUAAUAUAUCGAAGAUAAAAAAAAAGAGAACAACGAAAAUGUGACAAGCAUUGUACACGUAAAUAUAAAUAAAAUACUUAUAGAGACAAAGCGCAUCCAUUAUAUAUAUAUAAAAAAAACUAUAUAUAUAUAUAGAUGUAUGUACACGUAUUAAUCGAUCGAAUCACACUGAAAUUCUGAAAAAACUGAGAACCGAUUAUUUUUAUUCGUUCAACGUGAUUUCGUAUUCGUCAUCUGUUUGAACGGAUCUCGCGAGAUCAACGCGACUCACAUUGCGUUUUUCGGUGAGAGAUAGGCUGCACUUUCAGUACUCUCGAUUUGAUAACGUACGCGUCGACUUUCCUCGACGUGUAGCUAAAGUUUAUUAAAAUUACUUUUGUGAUGAAUCAGGCUUGGCACCGAACGUUUCUUUCCUCGAAACGAUAGAAUUUCAAGUGGUUCCGCCGAUUAUUACACUUACCGAGUUUAUUAUAUUAGUUAGCAGAAAGAAAAGGGAGGAGAGAGAAAGAGAGAGGGAGGGAGAAGAGAACUAUUGCGGUAUGUUAAUGUGUUAAGAAGAUUCACGUGAAAACGUUUCGCGCACGCAUCUACGCGUGCAUUGCACAUGUAUGUACACGAACGUUCACGGAGAAGCAGGCAUGAUCACCGCUAAACCUGGCUUUUUGAAAAAAAAAAAAAAUGAGAGAGAAAGAGAUAGAGAUAGAAGAGAGAAAAUGCAUAAGGAAACACAUAGGGUUUAGAGUAGUGUGAUACAAGGUACGACAAAGCAAUAAUUUAGUGAUUGUACGAUAUACUUGAUUAGCGAAUUAGUGUUAAGUUAACGAUACUUUCGAAAUCUAUAAAUAUUUACUCGAUAAAUCGUAUAGUUUUGUAGAAACGCUGGGAAGAUUGCCAUUUCAGAUUAACACUGUCUUGGGAUCAAAGAUUUAGGAGAAAGAAAUAGCAAAACAAAAAAAAAGAAAAAAAAAGAGAGAACUGAUAGCUGGAAGCGAACGAGCAGAACCGCGAUAUAGUCCUUGGGAUCCGCGAGGAUCUAUUUUUUUUUUUUCCUUUUUCCCCGUCAACGGGAGACGAACGAAACGAGCGACUCAGUGAGCAAUUAAAAACUGAACGAGAAACAAACUGGGAUUUCAAGCACGUUGCUCGCGACUUUUUCUAACGGGACGAACUUCGAAAUAAUUAUACUCGUUCGCGAGUACGCGUAUAAUCUUACUGCGAAGAGAGCGAGUGUCGCCUUUAAAUUCCGAUAGCGCAACGUGAUGCUUUACGAAGAAGGAGCCAUCUUGUACUGGUGCCAAAUUUAUGCACGCCGAAAGAAAGAGUGUUGAGGAACGACAGGAAAGAGAGUGGAGAAACGUUCACCGAUUCAUGCCCGAAUAUGAUAAUCCGUAUCGCAGUGCAGCUUGUGUCGCUUAUGGUUCACGAUUUACGACAUUCACUUUUAUCCCCCCAAACGUUGCUGAUAUUCACAUAAUAGAAAUCGUCACUUAACGGACGAGACUGAAAGUGAUGCGAAUACAAAAGUGCUAUGCCAUCUUUUCGUCAUUUCCUACGCUGAAGGAAAAGAGUUUGGUAAUAAUAAUCGAGCUUUGGUGAAAUAAUUUUAAUUUAAUGUUUGAUCAAUGUAAUCAAAUAGUUAGCAACAUUUAUUAAUUAUAUUAAUAGUAAUCGGUUAUUAAACGGUUACUAAUUAUUUCGUUAUAUUGGUUGAAUAUUUAAUUGACACUAUUUCACUAAAGCUUUGUAACUAUCGUCUAGGCUUAAUUAUUAUUAUCGACUCUUUUUUUUUCAGAGUAAGAUAUUUGUUUUUGGAAGAACGGUACAACAAUCACAUUGGCUAUCGCGGUAUACCACGGCCUUUUAUUUGUGACAAUGUUCUCGUGGUAGUACGAACGAAAUCGCACAGAAAAUGAGGUUGCAGCGGCGCAAAGUUGUUUACUCCGAUCUGCCUAUGCCGAGCUUCUAAAUGAGGAAAAUACGAGAAAUUUAUUACGGCUCUCAGAAACUUGUAACCGUAUAAAUUCGUAAAACGUAAAUAAAAGUGAGAAAAUUCUUGAAUUUACAAGAGAAAACUCAUUUCUUUCGAAUUCGCAAGACGAGUUUAUAGAAUUUUUAGAAAGUAUACACUCAGCGACCUGUUAGCGUGCGAUUCGAUACGAAUAUUGUAAUUGAAGCUUACUUUUAAUAAUGUAUCAACUACUUCGACGGUCGUUCUACCGUUCUUAAACUUUGCAAAAGAAAAAAAAAUGAAAACAAUGAGCACAUGUAUAAGACACGUUUGCAAAUGCAUCGCAUUAAGAAACGUCGUCUGCGAAAUGUUCUUCCAAUAAAACACGUUGCGACAAAUGGCCGAAGUUUAUGGCGGAAGCUGAAGGAACUGUUUACGAGUAAAAGAAAUAAUACAGAAGUUAUAUCGAUUUUUCAGGUCAAUAGGUCAAGUUCUAUAAAUCUUUCGUGUUCCCGAUAGACAUCAUUCAACGUAGAAACGUAUAGAAUCAGUCCAUAUAUUUAUUUAUGGCAGUCGUUACCCCGAUAGGCACAUUUCGCUGAAAUGAUGCGCAAUAAGUUUUGUUGGAAUAAAAUUUUUGAAUGUUUGUCAAAAAUUAGAUAUUAUAGAUCAAAUUCAGAAAUUUGAAGUAUAAAUAUUUUACGAUUAUUUAGGAAACCAUUUAAUUUCUUUAUUUAAAAUUUUGCCACGAUGAAUGUGUGUAAUAUUUUAUAUUGCAAUAUUUCUACAUUAUAAUCUAGAAAUAUUAUGCAUGUUUAUUACAAGCAUGUAUAUAGAUUAAUUAUAUUUUUAAAUGUUUUAUACAUAAUACAGCACAAAUAUUUUUUCAGUCAAUUUAUUUUUCAAAUUUAACUUUGCAAAUAUAUCACUGAUAAGAUGAUUUGCCAUCAGUGUUUUGUAAAAAGUCAGAUACUUUUAUAUCUGGUUUUAUAAAUAUAUCUACAUAAUUACAGAUUAUAAUUUUUAUGCAAGAUUUCGUUAUAUAAUUUGAUAAAUGUCAUCCUAUCGGGGUAGUUGUCGAAAACCGACAAGAUUCAACAAUUAGAAAUCAGUAAAAUAUAAUAAUACUAUAUUAUAGUAUCAAAAUUGAUAUUGCGAUUUGGUAUGUGUAAUUUUUUCUCAAAACCUACAACGCGUGUGUAAACUCGGCGGACUCCCACUAAGAAUUCACGGCAUGUGUAAAGAAGGCAUGUAAAAGUGAUAGAGGAUGAAUUUGCCAAUUUUGGAACAAUGUAACACCAAACUUCAACUAGAAAUAUUGUACACGUCGCGCGUACUUUUUAAUGUCAAACCAAACUUUGUUAGUCAUUUAUAACGUCGUGUCGUUGCGCGCAUCUCUGUACACCUACACCGCCGAUAUACCUAUAAAUAAGAUUAACACGGAAGGAUUGUCAUUCGAAAGAAGACACUGUACUCAAUAUUUCCGGGCAAUUUUUUUCGCAGAUUCAGUACCUAUUACGAGCAAGAUCGAUUUCAGCGUCAAAUAGAGAUAGAUUCGAUCUAUCUGAAAAAAGAUAAUCGCACACAAUCGUAUCUCAAAUAACAAAGGUGCCUAAAAAGAUUCUCUAAUUCUUCUCAGGCACUUCAGUCGUAUCUCAAAAUUUCGCAUCGUUUGGGAUAUGUCUCAUCAAUGAAUUAACGGCGAUUAAACUUUGCAAAAACUUGUCGAAUUGAUUAUCACACAUUCGGUUUUUCGCGCAUCAGGUACUGAAUCGUGCGUACCCGCGGAAGAAACGCGAGAAAAUGACUCGCUUGGAUUCCAAGAGUGUAGGCUAAAGCAUUUUAGCGGGCGACGACAAACGCGUUCACGACCAACAUACGUGUGUGAACCACGAAUAAAAUAGCGGCGGAUACCUUUUACAAAUUUUUCGUAGCGCAAGCCGCGGCAAACUCCGGUCGCCGCGAUGUCGACGAAAGCAAUUUUACAUAAUAUUUACAGCGGUGUGCGAUAAACAGCACACGUCACACAUAAAUUAAUUCGUAUCCAGUAAUGUAAUGCAGAAGCCGAUGUUACUGACAUGUUUCUUAUCAAUAAACUAAACC
This is a messenger RNA of Solenopsis invicta (red fire ant), 13042 nucleotides long. Its product is annotated as zinc finger and SCAN domain-containing protein 21. The transcript is spliced from 4 exons. Gene Ontology annotation, biological process: regulation of transcription by RNA polymerase II. Lineage: Eukaryota; Metazoa; Arthropoda; Insecta; Hymenoptera; Formicidae. The record is from RefSeq and is a predicted model, not a curated record. The coding region runs from base 85 to 2001 and encodes 638 amino acids. Gene Ontology annotation, molecular function: RNA polymerase II cis-regulatory region sequence-specific DNA binding; DNA-binding transcription factor activity, RNA polymerase II-specific.